Motacilla alba alba is the source of this 3386-nucleotide messenger RNA. RefSeq names its product acyl-CoA synthetase short chain family member 3 (gene ACSS3). Lineage: Eukaryota; Metazoa; Chordata; Aves; Passeriformes; Motacillidae. The record is from RefSeq and is a predicted model, not a curated record. The coding region runs from base 458 to 2665 and encodes 735 amino acids. The transcript has 18 exons.
CAGUGUGCCUCAUUUUAUCACUGGUAAGUUUCUCAAAGCAAGAAUGCCUUUCAAAAUAAAUACUUGAGGAGUACUCUGGCUACGUGGACCUGUAAGUCACAAAUACUUCGAGGUGUCGGUCUCUUUUUCAGUCUCUCCGCCGCCUUAGGUCGCUGCCAAGCACUGACGGGUCCAGACGCCCCGGCCCGGCCCGGCCCGGCCAGCGCGGCUCCGGCGGCAGCGGCAGCGCCCCUCCGGGCCCCGCUCCGGCCGCUUCCCGGAAGCUCCGAGGGGCGGCGGCCCCCGGGGGCAGGGCCGGGGCGCGGGCGGGGCAGUUCGGCCCGGCCCGCCGCGGGGGCAGUGCCGCCGUGCCCCGCCGGCCCCCGGGAGCCGCUGCCGUUCCGUCCCGUACUGUCCGAAGGUGUUUUGGAGCCUUAGAGAAGCCAGUGUGUCCCCUCUCCCUUGAAGGCCGUGGAAGAUGGGCUUCCUGGGCAAGCUGGCGGCGCUGCCAAAACUUAGCGGCGCGGUGGCGGGCCGGGGCGGCGGUGCCUGGCGGCGGCCGGCCCGGCCCUGUGCGGGCGUCCCGCUGCCGCUCCCGGCCCGGGCCACCGCCGCCCCCCACCCGCCGCCCGGCGGCCGCGCCGCCUCCUCCCGGGCGCUGGGCAAGUACGAGGAAGUUUUUCGGUCCUGCCUGGCGGAGCCCGAGAAGGUCUGGGGGGAAGUCGCCGAGCAGAUCCAGUGGUACAAGCCCUGGGUCCGGACCCUGGAGAGGGGCAGCCUGGGGAGCGCCUCCUGGUUUGUCGGUGGAGAGCUGAAUAUCUGUUACAACGCUGUAGAUCGUCAUGUUGAAAAUGGACGAGGAGACCAAAUUGCCAUUAUUUAUGACAGUCCUGUAACAAAUACCAAAGAGAAAAUAACAUAUAAGGAGCUUUUGGAACAGAGCAUUGCCAAACCAAGUGGAAGAACUGGUUUAAGUUUUCUGGGAAGAUGCCACAUUGCCAUGCCACAGCAAGCAGGUUGGGAAAACUUCACAGUGCUUGUCACAGGCUCCCAUGCUCACUAUAAUCCAACUUACUAUGUGGUCUCCAAGUUAGCUGAUGUCAUGAUCAGACAUGGUGUGAAGAAAGGAGAUCGUGUGGUCAUCUACAUGCCCAUGAUUCCACAGACAGUGUACUGUAUGCUGGCUUGUGCGAGAAUAGGAGCCAUCCAUAGCCUGAUUUUUGGUGGAUUUGCAUCUAAAGAGCUUUCAGUUCGCAUUGAUCAUGCAAAGCCCAAACUUAUUGUAACAGCAAGUUUUGGAGUAGAACCAAAAAGGAAAGUGGAAUACAUAUCUCUCCUAGAAGCAGCACUGGCAAGGGUACAGAGCAAACCUGAUAAAGUUCUCAUUUACCAGCGACCUAAUUUGGGCCAUGUUCCUCUUACCAAAGGUCGUGAUCUUGACUGGGAAGAAGAGCUUGCAAAAGCCCAGUGUUCAAAAUGUGUCUCUGUUCCCUCAGACCACCCACUUUAUAUUCUGUAUACAUCUGGAACAACAGGUUUGCCCAAGGGUGUUGUGAGACCAACUGGUGGCUAUGCAGUUAUGCUGAACUGGACCAUGUCAGCUGUAUAUGGCCUCAAACCUGGUGAGGUAUGGUGGGCAGCUUCUGAUUUAGGCUGGGUUGUUGGUCAUUCCUACAUUUGCUAUGGUCCUCUCCUUCAUGGGAAUACUACAGUUUUGUAUGAGGGGAAGCCUGUGGGAACACCAGAUGCUGGUGCCUAUUUCCGUGUGCUAGCAGAGCAUGAAGUAGCUGCCUUCUUUACUUCACCAACUGCAAUUAGAGCAAUCCGUCAGCAGGACCCUGAGGCAGCCUUGGGAAAGCAGUACUCACUGAAAAGGUUCAGAAUGAUGUUUGUAGCUGGUGAGCACUGUGAUGUGGACACGCUAGAAUGGUCAAAAAGAGUCUUCAAGGUACCUGUCUUGGACCAUUGGUGGCAAACUGAAUCUGGUUCUGCAAUUACGGCUUCCUGCAUUGGUUUGGGGAACUCUACAACACCUCCACCUGGACAGGCAGGAAAACCAGUGCCAGGAUAUAAUGUCAUGAUUCUGGAUGAAAAUAAGAAACCAGUGAAGGCAAAGACUUUGGGAAAUAUUGUGGUAAAGUUGCCUUUGCCUCCUGGAGCUUUUUCAGGUCUUUGGGAAAAUCAAGAAACAUUUCAGAAGUUAUAUUUCCAAAAGUUUCCAGGAUAUUAUGAUACUAUGGAUGCAGGUUAUAUGGAUGAAGAUGGCUAUCUGUAUGUCCUGUCUCGAGCUGAUGAUGUGAUCAAUGUUGCCGGACACAGAAUUUCUGCAGGUGCAAUUGAAGAGUGUAUUCUCUUCCAUCCCGCUGUGGCAGACUGUGCUGUUGUGGGCCAGGAGGAUCCUUUAAAAGGACAUGUUCCAUUUGCACUGUGUGUACUGAAACAAGGUAUAAAGACACAAGAGAGUAAGAUUUUGCAAGAGAUUGUUGAGCGAGUUCGGACCAACAUCGGUCCAGUAGCAGCUUUCCAGAAGGGGAUGUUUGUGACACAGCUACCAAAAACACGCUCUGGCAAGAUCCCACGUUCUGCUCUUUCUGCACUCGUCAGUGGAAAGCCAUACAAGAUAACACCAACCAUUGAAGAUGCUAGUGUGUUUAAACACAUUGAAGAAUUGCUAAAGAAAAAUUAAAUGGGAUAAUACAUGACAACGAGCAUUUCAGUUAUUCAAGUAUACAAAGAAGCUUUUUUUUUUGUUAAUAACACAUUUUAAAAACAAGCAAUGAUUUGGGACUAAAUGUUUUUACUGCAGAAACAUUACUGUGUUCUUUACCAUCUUGCCACAACCACUGACACACAGUAAAGUCUCUGCAUGAUGUCAAUAUAUUCUGGUUAUUAAGAUGGCUAAGAAUUGCAAAUAGAAUUCAUACAUUGCUGUAGUCUUAAAGGGAAGGAGUCAUUGGAUUGUCCAUCUUAGAUGGUGUCAUGUAGCCUUACAUUUCAAUCUGUUAUUUUAUAAUGUGACCAGUAACUUCUGUUUGGCUAAAGCAGUUUACAAAAGGUAAACCAUGAACAGAGGACAACAAAAAAGGAAUUUGAUUGUGAAAAUUUUUGCAGACAUAAAUUGUUUUUACUUGUAAAUUGUAAGCUCUUGUCUUUUAGAUUUUUUUCUAAAAUUAAAAGAUUAGUCCUCUUGAUUCCAUUUUCUUUUUUUUUUCCAAAGUCUUUCUGCGAUAAAUUAGAUUUCUGUAAAUAUUUUACUCAGUAACUUUCUGAAGAGUCUUUUGUAAAAUGAUAAGUAAUUCCUGGCUUUCAAAUCUUGAUUUGUCCACAGUGAAAAAUCUUGACUGGUUCACAGUAAUAUUCAGAAAACCCCAGGUAUAUUAAAUAAAGGCAGGCAUUUACCUUUUGCA